GGGAAUGAUUAAAUCAAAGAAACAGGGGUGACACUUCCCAAAUACUGGUCCUGCUGUACCCAGCCAUUCCUGGUAUACUUCAGUUCCAGAUUUGUUGACGGCACCUGAGACAUCAUGCAGACUCUUUUGGGACUCUCCCUCUGCUUUGUGCUUGUUACUACAGGGGCGACCUUGGAGUGUGAAGUCUGUGCAGGUGUGGGCACUACCUGUACUGGCACCAUGCAGACUUGCGAGGCUGGCGAGGAUACCUGUGUCAUCGUUGUAUCCGAAAGUUCAGUGAUGGGAAUACAAACAAAGAGUGUGAUUAAGAUGUGUGAAUCAUCCAGCAUCUGUCAACACGGGCCACAAUACAUGCAUUUCGGCCAUGGACAGGAUAUGAGGACAAGCUUGGUUUGUUGUGUGGGAGAUGCUUGCAGAACUGCAACUCCACAACUGCCUCCAAUCAUCUCUAAACCCAACGGGAAACAAUGCCCAGCCUGCUUCAAUGUGUUUUCUGGAAACUGCAACCCAAAUAAGACGGUAGAUUGUGUUGGCCCAGAGACCGAGUGUCUUGAUUUGGAAGCAACAGUUACUUAUGGAAAGAUUGUGGCCGCUGUUAUGCAGAAGGGCUGUGUCACUAAAGGGGCAUGCAAUGAUACCAAAGUAAAUGAAGUCAAGUUGGCAGGAAUUCACACCAAUGUCAAAAAGCUGGAAUGCAAACCAGCCUCCGACAUUGCCUAAUAAGGUCAAUUGCCUUCUUGGUACUUUCUGCUGAUCAAUGGCCUUGCAUCUGGCUACAAAAUCUUGCAUUGUAUCUCCGUAUGCUUACUUGUAACUGUCUAUAAAGCAAUUUCUGCCUCCCAGGAGUCUUUGCUGGUCUAUCUGGGUGAAUCAAAUAAAACCUAACUUGCAUGAACAAA
Messenger RNA from Pogona vitticeps (central bearded dragon), 899 nucleotides. RefSeq names its product phospholipase A2 inhibitor and Ly6/PLAUR domain-containing protein. Gene Ontology annotation, molecular function: phospholipase inhibitor activity. Gene Ontology annotation, cellular component: extracellular region. NCBI's taxonomy places the organism in Eukaryota, Metazoa, Chordata, Lepidosauria, Squamata, Agamidae. The record is from RefSeq and is a predicted model, not a curated record.